AUGUCUGGGGCUGGAGGAAAGUCCAAGAACCAGACGGGCUCUUCACAAAAAGUCAAAACAACAAUCACCUGGCAAAGUCAAACAACCAAAGCAGAGGCGCAGGAGAAAGGCAAAAUGAGAGCUGCAGGGACGGUGGACAUAGACGAAGAAGAUCAAGAGGUCGGUGAUGCGGAGAAAGGGAGGGAAUACCUUGAAGCAAAGCUGCUGUUUGUCUCAGCUGGGGACCCCCUCACGCUGUACAGGCUCGCCAUGUCCCUCUUUCAGAUAGCAGCCCUACCAGGCACCAGUCAGCCUGUCGUCAAUGCAGUCCACGCGGUUGCAUAUAGUGUUUGA
This is a messenger RNA of Laccaria bicolor S238N-H82, 333 nucleotides long. RefSeq lists its product as uncharacterized. Lineage: Eukaryota; Fungi; Basidiomycota; Agaricomycetes; Agaricales; Hydnangiaceae. The record is from RefSeq and is a predicted model, not a curated record. The coding region runs from base 1 to 333 and encodes 110 amino acids. The transcript has a single exon.